Messenger RNA from Nicotiana tabacum (common tobacco), 522 nucleotides. RefSeq lists its product as uncharacterized. Lineage: Eukaryota; Viridiplantae; Streptophyta; Magnoliopsida; Solanales; Solanaceae. The record is from RefSeq and is a predicted model, not a curated record.
AUGGCUGAGUCCAUAUUUCCUGAUAGGGUGAAGCAAAAACAAGCAGAUAAUGACAUCAAAAACAUGUUAUCUGCUCUAACGAAACGCCUAGGCAGCCUUCAACGUGUUCAUAAUAAGGCGUCAACAGGGGACUCGAGCCAGAGUGAUGACGAUGAUCAUGGCACGAAAAUCAUCACUCUGGCCAGUACUAAUGUAGGAGCCAGUAUGCGCGGUGUGACGGAGGAGAAAGCUGGAUUUGAAGGCGAUCCAUCGGAGGAAAAUGAAGCAUUGAAAACAUAUGUAAAUAACAAUUUUCAAACACUCAACAAUUCCAUUAUGUUAGGUUGUAGCUAUUGUACUAAUGACCCUGGUGUUCAUUUGGAUAUAACUGAUUAUAUGGAGCAUGACCAAAAGCCAACACUAUUAGGACAUGAAAAGAAGAAAGGAAAGAAUAAAGGAAGGGAACCUCCAAAUAUGACCACUAUUUGGUGCGUUCGGAGUAGGAUAAUACCAGAGGCGGAUCAAGAAUUUCAAUCUUUAUAG